Oncorhynchus gorbuscha (pink salmon) is the source of this 3392-nucleotide messenger RNA. Its product is annotated as PDZ domain-containing protein 4-like. The annotation marks the transcript as partial. The record is from RefSeq and is a predicted model, not a curated record. Gene Ontology annotation, molecular function: protein binding. Lineage: Eukaryota; Metazoa; Chordata; Actinopteri; Salmoniformes; Salmonidae. The transcript has 6 exons.
CCACCCACCAUCCAGGUGGAGCCCCACCCCCUCACCCGCCCCCCCUCCCCUCCACUACCACCCAUCCUGGAACCCAACCUGCUCAACGAGCUCCUUUUAGAGCCUGAAUAUUAUGACCCCAAUGACUACUUUGACAUCACUCAGCAUGAGGCGGAUCUCAGGCAGGAUGAGUUGGAGUACGAGGAGGUGGAGCUCUAUAAGUCUCGUCAGCAGGACAAACUGGGGUUAACGGUGUGCUACCGGACAGACGAUGAGGAGGACCUGGGGAUCUAUGUGGGCGAGGUCAACCCCAAUAGUAUAGCUGCUAUGGAUGGCCGUAUCCGAGAGGGGGAUAGAAUAUUACAGAUAAACGGGGUGGACAUCCAGAACAGAGAGGAGGCGGUGGCCAUUCUGACCCAGGAGGACAGCACCAACAUCUCCCUGCUCCUGGCCCGGCCUGAAAUAGAGAAUGACAACCAGCUCGACCCAGAUGAACUGGACCUGGAGGUUCUGGAUAACCCUGUCCACCUGCCCAGCCCCCAUCAGCUGAGGAACAGGGCCUCCAUGCUGGGCGAAGGACCAGGGCUCGUGGGUGGGGGCGGUGUGGUGGUGGUCCGCGGGCGAGGUCACCGUGACUCUCCAGGCCUGCUCCACACGUUGCUGAGUAACAGCCAGGAGCUGGACAGCGGGGUGGGUCGUACAGACGAGAGUACCCGCAAUGAGGAGUCCUCAGAACACGACCUACUAGGAGACGACCAGACCAGCGCCCCCACCACCAACGCCACCAACACCCCCGGCAGCAUGCGCAGGUUCCACUCUGGCCAGGGGGACAGGGACACCCCACCCCUUCUACAUGGCCACUCCACAGAGUUCCACUUCAGCACGGACUCUCUACUGGGUCUGGACUGUCUGGGUGGGGGGGGAGGUGGUGACCUGGCAGGGGAGAGGGUCUAUGCAGCUGACCCAGUGAUGAUGAUGAUGCCGGGUCUGACAGAAGAAGAGUGUGAGAGGUACAGGGAGCUCUUGGAGAUCAAGUGUUAUUAUGAGAAGAACAGCAAUGCUCUUCUGCUGCUGGGGGAGCAUGUGGGACAGGGGGGCGAUGGGGGGGUUCCUUUGGAUGUGAACAGGAAUGAGAGCCUGAUGCAGCAUGAGAUGGCCCUCGUGGAAGAGGAGCUACGCCACCUGGAGUUCAAGUGUCGUAACAUCCUGAGGGCCCAGAAGAUGCAGCAGCUCCGGGAGCGCUGUCUGAAGGCAUGGCCCCUGGAGGAGGAGAGUGGGGCCGGGGCGGGGCGGGUGGCUCCUUUGGUUAGCGAGGAGUCCUGUCACCAUGAGCUGUCAGACAUUAAUGAGCUCCCUGAGAGGGAGCGCUCCGACAAGGACAGCACCAGCGCCUACAACACAGGAGGGGAGAGCUGCAGGAGCACCCCUCUCGUCAGCGAACAGUACCCCUCCCCCUCUGCACAUGGCCACAGCAGCUUGGAGGGGGGAGACUCUACCUCUUUGCCGUCGCGGACCCCCAGCCGGCACAGGGAGAAGGGAGGCAGGAGUGAGAGGGGGCAGGCUAACCUGAACCAGCCCUACUCCCCUAGCUCACACAGAAGGGGAGCGGAAGUCAAGACCUCUAGCCCGAGAGGGGCCAAGUUCAGAUCCUUGUCCCGUGACGGGGGGGCAAGGAGGGGGUCAGACGGAGGGGUGAGAUGCCCCAAAACCAAUGGGACAAUGGAGGGGAGGGAAGGGCGUAGCGCUGAGAACAGUCCUUAUCUGUCCCGCCGCCACUCUGGCUCCAGAAUCCCCCUGCGCUACCAGAGCUGCAUGCAGCUGAGGUCCCCCUCCACAUCCGAGGGCCUGGAGAGACCCAGGGAUGGCAGCGAGAGUCCCAUGAGCCUGGGGAGCACAUGCAAGGACAUCCCCCAGGGCCCUGUGUCCAUGCCAUCCUUACCCAUCCCCCCUCCCCUGCCUCCGCUGGCCUCGCCGCGUAUGGAGUGGAAGGUCAAAGUACGCAGCGACGGAUCUCGCUAUGUUGCCAAGCGGCCCGUUAGGGACCGCCUCCUGAAGGCCCGGGCCAUUAAGAUCCGGGAGGAGCGCAGCGGCAUGACCACGGACGACGACGCCGUCAGCGAGAUGAAGAUGGGCCGCUAUUGGUCCAAGGAGGAAAGGAAGCAGCAGCUUCUCAGGGCCCGGGAACAGCGCAGACGCAGGGAGUUUAUGAUGCAGAGCAGGCUGGACUGCCUGAGGGAGAGGGAUAGGGAGUCCAGUGGCGGUGGACAACAGGGGGCUCCGCAGGGACAGGAGCCCACUACCAUCUUGGAGCUGAGCCACAGGAGGAGCCAGAAGAAACGAAGCCGUAGGAUCCUGGACAACUGGAUCACCAUCCAGGAACUACUGGCUCACGGAACCAGGUCCCCUGACGGCAAGAAGGUCUACAACCCUCUGCUGUCAGUCACCACUGUCUAAUGGAGAGGGUGGAAGACCGAGAAAGAAAAGAGAGGGUGACCAACAAAGUGAGAUCGAGAGGAAGUGUAGGAGUGAUUGAAAUAAAUGGUCCGGAGGAAGUGGGUUACUUUGGAAAGGGAAAGAAACCAACCAGACUGAUCUGCCAUUGCAUAUUGGAGAGAGAUUGGGUGAUAAGAGUCUGUACAACCUUCUCCUUAGUUACCAACAGCUGUGAUGAAGGAAAAGAGAGGGGAGAGAAUGGCGCAGUGUAGAAGAGAAUAUAAUUACUGGUAACCCAUACUGCAAGCUGUCAUUUCUGCCUGAAAGAAUUAUAAACAUAAGCAGGUAGACAAGACAACAGAAGUGAAAAGAAAGUGCUGGUGAAAUAAACUAUCUGUAGCUAUACCAUUCUUAUAAGGACAGUGCCUCGAACGCCAACUAAUAAGCUUGUGUAUGGCAUUUAACAGAGUAUACAAAGCACAUUGGCCAACGAGAAUAAAGUAAAGGACAAAAUGACUGACUAAUGAAUGAAACGUGGACAUUGUGGUAAGAUCUGAUGAGCACAUUUUAAUAUGAAUACAUUGAGAAGCACAGUGGGGGGGGGGGAGCACACCAAAUCCCACAGCACAGGAAACAUGACAACUAUAUCUCUGGUGGUUGAGAGCUGAGGAAAUCUUCUUGAACGUGUCUUCUGAUGGCUGGUACGAUCGUAUUCUGCAGUGGAGUUACUUACAGUAUGACAGCACAAUCUGAGGAGGUGAAAGUGGUUCUUUGACAUUUGAUUACUUGCAUGUUGACUAUAAAUGUUAAAAAGUAACAUAUACUUCUAAAAAACGUGACAAAAAGUUAGUGUGAAAUUGUGGAUGUGACAUGUUCUUAAUUUGUUGAAUUCUUAGACUAGAAAACAAUGUGGCUGUUUGUUCAGUAUACCGUGAUGUCUGGUCCAUAAACGUUUUACAAUAAAAGCCUUUUCUAUAUAA